Euleptes europaea (tarantolino) is the source of this 708-nucleotide messenger RNA. RefSeq names its product NCCRP1, F-box associated domain containing (gene NCCRP1). The coding region runs from base 1 to 708 and encodes 235 amino acids. NCBI's taxonomy places the organism in Eukaryota, Metazoa, Chordata, Lepidosauria, Squamata, Sphaerodactylidae. Gene Ontology annotation, molecular function: ubiquitin protein ligase activity. The record is from RefSeq and is a predicted model, not a curated record. Gene Ontology annotation, cellular component: SCF ubiquitin ligase complex; cytoplasm. Gene Ontology annotation, biological process: SCF-dependent proteasomal ubiquitin-dependent protein catabolic process; glycoprotein catabolic process. The transcript has 6 exons.
AUGGCAGCCCUGUGGCAACACCGGGCGCUCUCUCCGGCACAGCCACGGCCCAGCUGGCAGGUGCGCUUUGAGGACCAUUGGGAGCUGCGCCGGAGGGGCGUCCCGCCCCCCAAGGACCCCAACUGGAGGGCGCUCUAUGCCCUGAAGCCCUUCCAGAGGAACCUGCUGCAGAAUCCAAACCCAGAAGGGCUGAGUACCUCUGAGCCAGCUCCGCCGUGUCCCCCCAAAGCACCAUGGAUGCUUCUCAACCCCCAAGGCACUUUCAAAGGUUGGCAGAUCAGCACCGAGCCCCUGCCUGUGGGAAAGGAGGCCACCUUGCCACACUACAGCUGGAGCGUUAAGCAGCAGCGCAUCGACCUGCUGGCCGAGGGACUCUGGGAGGAGCUGCUGGAUUUGUACCAGCCCAACAUCACCAUCAUGGACUGGUACGAGAACAGCAAACUAGCUAGCUGUGUUUAUCAGCUUCAUGUCCAGCUCCUGGGAACGGACCAGGUGACAGUGAUUGGUGAAUUUCACCAUGUGGCACAGGAAGGCGAUCAAGGAGGAGCGAACAAGAACUGGCAUCACGUUUCCCAUGUUUUCGAGCGCUACAGCCCCGGAGUGCGCUUUGUCCACUUCCUACACAAGACCAAGGAUGCAGAGAGUCCGUCCGGCUACCACCGGACUAGAGCAACAGACAGCAGCGUCUCUGUGCAGUUGCGGGACUGA